Molecule: messenger RNA, 2503 nt
Organism: Dioscorea cayenensis subsp. rotundata (Guinea yam)
Lineage: Eukaryota; Viridiplantae; Streptophyta; Magnoliopsida; Dioscoreales; Dioscoreaceae
Product: serine/threonine protein phosphatase 2A 57 kDa regulatory subunit B' kappa isoform-like
Exons: 3
Coding region: 759-2294 (511 amino acids)
Biological process (GO): signal transduction
Cellular component (GO): protein phosphatase type 2A complex
Molecular function (GO): protein phosphatase regulator activity
Source: RefSeq, a predicted model, not a curated record
UAAAUUUAUGAAUCAAACGCCGAUCAAAGGACACAACUCAACGGUCCAGAUGUCAACGGGCGGUGUUGGCGCACGGUAGUUAACGUACGCCACGGCGCACCAUUUGUAUAUUCUUCCUGUCGGGGAGUGAGUUCCGAUGGGAGCUCUGGUUUUCCGGUGUAAAAGUUGGGAGGGGGAAAUUAUUGGAAAGCCACUUCCACUCGUCCCAAGAAGGAGCUCUCCAGAUCUAUCUCUUCCAAUUUGAUCUCACCGGGGCUGCUGAUCGACAGCUAGCACUCACGUUCUCGUUCUAAUCCGUUGUUUUGGAUCGAGAUUUCAGUUCUGGAUCUCCAGAUUCAUGCCUUUCUGGUGAUUUCUAGGGUUUGCAUUGGUUUGUUAUGAAAUAGGUGUGACAAACUUAGCUACUUUGUCUUGUUUCUUCUUUGAUGGUUGAGUUUUAGGGUUUGUUUGGCCCUCUUUUCCAGCUCCCAGGGCAUUUGCCUUAAAGCCUUCAAGGAAAGGUUCAAGCUUUUGGCUCCACUGAUCUCUCAGCUACAGUACGGACAAAUACUAUUCCAAAAAUUUGCCUUCUGUUAAGGUAGAUCAAGGUUUUAGCUGAAGCUAAAAUCGUCCUUUUGGUCUUAAACUAUCUUGAUAAUUUAUCUUCUUGGAGCAAGAGAUCUAGGGUUUGAGCUUCAGGACUCCACUUCUUCUAAUUGAAUUUGUGAGCCCUGCACUCUCUGAUGGCGAUUUAGGGAUUCUUACAUAUUUUUGACACAAUGUGGAAGCAGUUCCUCAGCAAAUUGCCUCAUAAGUCUUCAAAAUCUAGCGUUGGUUCAGAUUCAACACAAAACCAUUUUGGCAGUAAUGCCACAAAUUCAGGAAGCUCGAUCCAACGAAGUGUAAGCGGUGGUAAUGCUGUUUCUGGACGCACGGCUGCCACUGUUAAGCGAAUGUCUUCUGCCAUCUUCCCAUCGAGUGUGGUUGCUGGUAUUGAGCCUCUUUUAUCAUUCAAAGAUGUACCCAACCAUGAAAAGCCUAACCUUUUCAUCAGCAAAUUGAAUCUUUGCUGUGUUGUCUUUGAUUUUUCCAACCCAAAUAAGAACUCCGUUGAAAAGGAUUUGAAGCAUCAGACCCUUAUGGAUCUUGCUGAAUAUGUCAGUACCACUACCACUCGAUUCACUGAGCCUAUGAUUGCUGCAAGCUGUAAGAUGUUUGCUGCCAACUUGUUCAGGGUUUUUACUCCAAAUAAUCGAUCUAAUUCAUCUGGUGGUGGGGAGAAUGAAGAAGAAGAGCCUAUGUUUGACCCAUCUUGGUCCCAUUUGCAGGGAGUCUAUGAUUUACUACUUCGGUUUAUUGCUUCCUCCUCUCUUGAUGCGAAGGUUGGGAAGAAAUAUGUAGAUCAUUCUUUCAUCUUGAGAUUGCUUGAGCUCUUUGAUUCAGAGGAUCCAAGAGAAAGGGAAUGCUUGAAAACAAUCUUGCACAGGAUUUAUGGGAAGUUCAUGGUCCACCGGCCCUUUAUCCGUAAGGCUGUAAGCAAUAUUUUCUAUAAAUUUGUCUUUGAGACAGACAGGCAUAAUGGGAUUGCUGAACUGUUGGAGGUUUUUGGAAGUGUUGUUAGUGGGUUUGCUUUGCCACUGAAGGAGGAACACAAGAUCUUUCUGUGGAGAACUUUGAUACCUCUGCAUAAACCAAGGUCUGUGGGUGUCUACCUUCAGCAGCUGACGUUUUGUGUGUCCCAAUUUGUAGAGAAGGAGCCAAAGCUAGCAAGUACUGUGAUUAUGGGCCUGCUGAAAUAUUGGCCUGUGACAAAUAGUCAGAAAGAGGUGAUGUUCUUGAGUGAGUUGGAAGAGGUUUUAGAAGCCACCAACAUGGCUGAGUUCCAGAAGUGUAUGAUUCCAUUGUUUAGGCGGAUCGGAUAUUGUCUCAGCAGCUCCCACUUUCAGGUUGCAGAACGGGCUUUAUUCUUGUGGAACAACGACCAUAUAGUCACUCUUGUGGCCCAUAACCGACAAGUGAUAAUGCCCCUCAUCUUCCCAGCCUUAGAGAGGAAUAUUCAAAGUCAUUGGAACCAAGCUGUUCUAAAUGUAACACUGAAUGUGAAGAAGAUGUUCGCAGAGAUGGAUGAAGAAUUAUUUUUAUCCUGCGAAAGGAAGUUUGAGGAGGAAGAAGACAAGCUAAUUGCAUUGGAGGAAAAGCGGAGGAUAACUUGGGAAAGGUUGGAGACUGCUGCUGCCUCGCAACCAGUGACCGGAAACACAGCUGUCCUGGUAACACCCAUCACCACUCCUAAAAUUGCCUCCAGUUUUACUUAGUUAGCCAGCGUGGUUCAUCGCCAUGUCGUUGCGCAUGCUGUAUCCUCACUACCAAACAGUGUUGAGGGUACUUGGGUGGUUUAGUAGAAGAUUAAUAUCACUCUUUAAUUUUUUUCUUUCCUCUUUAAUUUUUGUUGUUGUGGGGAUUUGUUGUACUUAUUAUGGGACUUUGCUGCUGCUCUGAAGGCAGCAAAGCAAGUUGUAAUCUG